Molecule: messenger RNA, 1053 nt
Organism: Coccidioides posadasii C735 delta SOWgp
Lineage: Eukaryota; Fungi; Ascomycota; Eurotiomycetes; Onygenales; Onygenaceae
Source: RefSeq, a predicted model, not a curated record
AUGGAAAAGGUACUGCGCGAACUGUUGGAAAUUAGAGGCCAAAUCGAAACGCUCCAGACACAGAACGCAACGCUCGAGAAGAAAAAUACGGUGCUUGAAAAGGAUACUGCAGCACUCCAAAAUGAUCUUUCAACCUCUAGAAAGGUUCAUAUCGGGGUACGCCAUGGGGUUCUGGAGGAGAGGCGAAUUUCCAACCGGGCGGGAGUCCGCAAGGACAGAGAAACCACGAGUAUUCGAAACGAGAUCGCACACGGUGGUGAUAUCAUUGGCGAUAUCAAGACGAUCGAGUAUGCCCAAGAGCAGCAGCUGCCGUAUGUUGCUGAAUAUAAGGAAGACUUUCAAAAGGUUUAUAGAGUAUCGUUUGACGAAGCCUUGACCCAAGCUCCAUCUUAUCCCCCAGAAGCUAUCCGAGCGUUCGAUAUCUUGGCCUCCGUUAGCGAACUCUAUGCUUGGCAGGCUCCUGAUCAACAAGGACGCCGAGAGAUUCUUGAAAAACAAGCUACUAAGAUUAUUGAAGCUGCAUUGAGCACCGAGAAAAACCAGCUGCAAGCACGUUUUGGAAAUAGAGGGGACUUGCGGGUGGCCUUUAAUGAGAUGGUUGGCGACUGGGACCAACUCUCCCCCCUCCAGCAGCUUGUCGGCGGAUUUGGAAACAUUGCGCGGAAUAUGGUUGCUGCGGAAGAGCUGCUUGAAAUUUUACACCAGAAACCAUCCAUUAUCGAUUGUCCCAAUGCUCCCCCUCUGAAAACCACUCUGGCCAAGGUGAGCUUCCGCGCACCGCCGGGACGGACUACUGCCAUCGUUGAGAAAUCCGGAGGGGGGAAGUCAACUAUCUUUAACCUCCUUUUCCGCUUUUAUGAUUCUACGUCUGAAGCCAUUCACGUGGAUGGACAAAACAUCGUUGAGGUCACACUUGAUAUUUUGAGAUCAGUUUUUGGUGUUGUUCUGCAGGAAACAAAACUGCUGCCCGGGACUAUUGCUUUCAACGUCCGUCAUGCAAGGCUUGAUGCGACCGAUGAGGAGAUCGAAAAAAUGCAUGCAAGGUCGCUGUGA